AUGGCUUUCACUUUCACGUAACAUCAUGGCGCCAAUGUAUUUUUUGAAGUAUUACAAUAUUUUAUGAUUUUUCUAUAUCAGCCUUCAAAACUAUUGACGUUUAUCUCUCAAUGAGUAAUGGAAAUAAUAUAUUUGCUCUUACAUUACCAAGAGACUUUAUAGCAUUGGUGUUAACUCACCACUGCCAAUGAAAGAAGUUUACAUGAUUUAGCUGAAUUACUACACCGGCGGUGAAAAAACAUAUUGUCGCACUAUGGGGCUCAUACUUUCUAGGUUUAGGAGAAAAAAAUCAGCAGAUGAAAUACUUGAGGAAAUUCAGAAUGAUAUACAAGUUCUUGAAAGUGACCGAAACCAAGUCCUGCAGCGCCAAAAUUAUGUGGUGGGACGGCUAAUCAUUUAUUCAGUUUUACUGUAUGUGUUAGCCGCUGCUCUCUUUUAUUUCUGUUUUUUUCCUGCCUCCUUGACUGACAGGAUAUUUUAUAUGAUUCCAUUAUUGAUGUUUCCUCUUCUUAUAGUACUCCUAAAGAAGUUUAUUACUUGGUAUUACAAAAGAGAGAUAAUACAUAACAAAGAUAAACUUUCGGAUUUGAAAGCUAAAAAAAAGAAAAUUUUGGAAGAUGUUAUGAACACUGAAACUUACAAAGUUGCCAAAGAAAUUCUUGAGAAAUAUGCACCAGAACAGCUAAAAAAAUCAGGGCCUGAGCCAACUGUUAAGCCGCUGUCAUCAUCUGUCACCAAUCUCAAAGUUCCUGUUCCUAAGGAUUCCAAAAUUAUUCCACCUGGUCCUCCACCACCUCAGCAACAACUUCAGGUGGCAAAGCUACCAGCAUUACCAACAUCACAGCCUUCUGGAUUUAGUCCAGUACAUCAAAAGACUGUGGCUCCUAUGAUACUUCAACGUAGACAAAGUUCCCCUCAACGCUUAAGCCUUUCGGAACGUUCUCCCCAACGGCUAUUGGUCAGACCUAUCAUCCCAAGAGAAAGGAAUUGGAUCGACAGGCUAAUAGAGUCGAUAGUAGGAGAUGGGCCGAGCAAUAGAUAUGCCCUUAUAUGUAAGAAUUGUUCCUCGCACAAUGGUAUGGCUCUGAGGGAAGAAUUUGAAUAUCUUGCAUUCCGCUGUGCAUAUUGCGGUUUCCCCAAUCCUUCACAUAAAGUAAAACCAACAUCACGGCCUAGUAGUCGGUCUUCUUCUGUGGAGAGGAAGAUUGAUGAGGUGGUUAAAGAGCAAUUGGAAGACAGUGAUAUUUCACAAAAAGAUAAAGGAGAUGAACAAAAUAUGAACAUUACUCCUGAGAAUAACAAUCAAGGUGUGCAAGAUGAUAGACGAAACCCGUUAGAAGAUUCCGAGGCUGAUACUUCAAAAUCAGAUGCAGAAUCUGAUGAAAGUGGCAAUCCUUCUGAUGGAGUUCGUCCUCGGAAGCCUCUUCAAGUCUCUGACUAAAUUUCACAUUAUUCAACUGGCUUAUAUUUUUUCUUUUCUUUUCAAAUUCUUCUUGAAACAAUUAUAAAACUGUGAAGAGAAUCUAUUGAUAACUUCAAUCAGUCUAUUAACGAGAUAAAGUUAUUUUCCUAAUCAAUAGAUUUAUAAAAAUGUCUGUUUUUUGUUCAUUGCUCAAGGUUAUCUGUGCUUGAUUGAUGCUCUUCCUUAUGACUUAAUGUUCUAGUCUAUGCUAAGCUUCGACUGAUAUAUAUACAUAUAUAUUUAUAUGAUUUGGAUAAAAGGGUAGCUUAGGUGUGGGGUAUCCUGUAUACUUUUGCCAGACUACUACUGUAUGCCUUAAUGGCCGAACACCUUAUGUAGUCAGUUGAUAACCUCAGCAAUAACUAAUACACUUGUAAAAUAUUUUACUCUAUUUAUUCUGUUGAAUUGUGUUCAGUUCAUUACGAUUUUAUAAAAAUCUUUGUUAUUUUUUACAAAUAUAUGAAACAAUGUAUAUUUGUAAUAAAAUAAAUGUAAUGACUUAAAAAACUGCACAAUAGAUACUUAUUUAGUUAUAUUUAUAGAUCUAAUAAAUCAGUCUAUGAG
Molecule: messenger RNA, 2026 nt
Organism: Nezara viridula (southern green stink bug)
Lineage: Eukaryota; Metazoa; Arthropoda; Insecta; Hemiptera; Pentatomidae
Source: the annotation of a GenBank genome assembly